Molecule: messenger RNA, 2056 nt
Organism: Vitrella brassicaformis
Lineage: Eukaryota; Vitrellaceae
Source: the annotation of a GenBank genome assembly
CGGAGAUUGCGCGGCGGGUGCACGUGGCCACACUGACGGCGGUGAGUGCACAUACAUGUGGCCACAGGCCGAUAGAUAAAUUCUUUCACUCAGAGCUGGGAAGAUCUGCAGUCAGUCAGUCUCCCUACUGAGCUGUGGAGGAGAUGACGGAGCUGCAGCCAUCGGCCUUCUUCGCGGCUGCGAGGGAUCUCACUGCAGGAACCAUCGGCGGCAUGGUGGGUAUUGCAUAAAGGCGUGACGCAUCGCAUUCAUUCCGCACACUCACAGCCUCUUGAGUGUAUUCUCGUGUGUGCAUAUUUCUGCAGGCGCAGACCAUCGUGGGUCACCCCUUCCAGACGCUCAAGGUGCGGCUGCAGACACAGCCGUCCCCUCCCCGCUAUCGCAAUGGGUGGGACUGCUUCAAGAUCACCGUCAAGGAGGAGGGAUGGCGCGGCCUCUACAAGUAAAAAAGAGAGGGACACACGCCACGGCACGCAAUCAAAACAUAUGAAUGAGUCAGCCAGCCAUUAUGGGCGGGGUGGUGGUGAAUGAAUGGAAUGGCUGCAUCCAGAGGCAUCACUCCUCCGCUGCUUGGCAUUGGUCUGGUGAAUGCGGUGCUGUUCUACGCCUACGAGACGUCGAAGCGGUCGCUGCUGUUCAUGAUCAACAAGCGGCCGGACGGCGACCCUGAGGUGUGGGAGGCGGCACUGUGCGGCUCCUUCGCGGGCAUCGCAAACUCAGGUGAAUCGGCUGAAGGGACGAGUGGGCGAAAGAGUCAGGACGGUGUGCUGCACAUGUGCUGCGUGUGUAUGGUGUGGUGCGUUCGUUCAGUGGUGAGUUGUCCUGUGGAGCUGAUCAUGGUGAGGCUGCAGACGCAGUACGUCACCUCCCCCGACAAACAGCUCUACGCCGGUCAGCCUAGUGCUCACACAGAUCACAGACAGACAGACAGACAGACAGAGCCCCAACACUCUCUUCACUCUCUUCUUACAUCUGCACACACAGGUCCCAUCGACUGCGCGCGUCAGCUGGUGCAGCAGUUCGGCGUGCGUGGGCUCUACAAGGGUUUCGCCGCGACCGUGAUUCGCGAGAUCCCCAACUAUAUGUUGUUCUUCGGCAUGUACGAGAACCUCAAGAUGGUGGUGGCCAGGACCACCAAGCAGAGGCGGAGCGAACUCAGCCCUCCGGCUCUCUUCCUCUGCGGGGGGUUCGCAGGCGUCUCGGCGCAGCUGGCGCAGGUACGGACGGGACGGCGGUGGAUGGGCGUGGCGUGGGCGUGAGGAUGCAUUGAUUUCUCUCUCUCUCUUUGUUUGUUUCUCCCUCCCUCCCUCCCUCCCUGUGCGUGUCUGUUCGUUGUGUGUGUCAGCUUCCAUUCGAUCGCGUCAAGAACUACAUCCAGAUCCAGAGCGACACGAACCCGACUUACAAGGGGGUUAUCCACUGCUUUGAGCGGGUGCUCCAAAAAGAGGGACACCUGGGCUUCUACAAGGGGGUAAGCUAGCUAAGCCGGUCCGGUGGGUGGUCACGUGGAAUGGAUGGAUGGAGGGUGGGGGAUGGAUGGAUGGAUGGAUCGAUACACACGACACGCCCUUGUUUGUCGGUGGGUCACACGUGUCGUCGUGUGCGGUGUGUGUGUCAGGUGGGGCCGGUGUUGCUGCGUGCUUUUCCGGUAAGCCAAGCCAAGCCAGGGGGUGCCUGUGUCAGGGGAGGGAGGCGGCAGUGCACCACUCACUGCAUUGUACUGACUGUCCUUGGUUGUUGUCUGUCGUCGUGUCUCCUUCUUUCAGGCCAAUGCUGCGUGUUUUCUGGGGUUCGAGAUGAGUGUCAAGAUCCUUAACGCUUUCUGAUUUUGGAGGGCCCCUUGUGGACCUCCCCACUCCCCACUCCCCACUCCCUCCUGCCGGCGUGUCUGGGUGUGCGUGUACAUGAUUUUUUCACAUGGCUCUCUCUGGUUUUGAGGCAGGCCUGCCUGCUGUGGUGUGAUGUGGUGUGGUGUGGUGUGGUGUGUGGCGGCCCUCUGUGUGUAGAGAAGCUUCACUUGUAUGUGUGUGUACAGACCGACUGACUGACUGCACGG